Molecule: messenger RNA, 867 nt
Organism: Trypanosoma grayi
Lineage: Eukaryota; Euglenozoa; Kinetoplastea; Trypanosomatida; Trypanosomatidae
Product: DTW domain-containing protein
Exons: 1
Coding region: 1-867 (288 amino acids)
Source: RefSeq, a predicted model, not a curated record
AUGAAACGUGCGCGCGAGGUGUAUGGUGAGGAGGGGGAGCAGCGAUGCGAGAAGAUCGUGGAAUUCAUUCGGUCCCUGCGGUUUUCUGUUCCACUCUGCCGUCUGCGGGAGCAACAGGGGCGUAACCCCUGUCCUGGGUGUGGCAAGCGGCGGCAGUACUAUUGUUACGACUGCCUGACAGUUGUGCAUCCGGCGAGCCACCCCCCGCCGCUGCCGCUGCCGCUGAACGUUUACGUCAUCCUGCACCCCGGCGAGCUGCGCGGCAAGAGCACGAGCCUCGCCGCCUCCACCAUUUCCCCCGACCUGCACAUAGUGGACUAUCCGCAGGUACCAGCCGGCCUGGACCCCGAGUCCACACUCGUGCUGUACCCGAGCAGCGAGAGCACCGAAUUGGGUGACAUCUCGGAUUUGGAUUCCUUCAAGAAUGUCAUCUUCAUUGAUAGCACAUGGCAGCAGAGCAAAGCAAUUGCACGUGACGAGCGUGUGCAUAAGUUUAGGCAUGUGCGAAUCAAGUCACAGACGUCAUUGUUCUGGAGAUUUCAAAACAACGACCCCACAUACUUGGCGACAGUAGAGGCUAUCUACUAUUUUCUGCGGGAGUUCAUUACACACAGGAAUGCACAACGCAGAGGGGUGACGCCGCCUUUCUACAAUGGGGAGGUGGACGACCUGCUCUUCUACUACAUCAAUCAAUACAUUUCGGUGCAGCAGCGCUACACUCACGAUAACACGAAACAGUACACAACGCGGCACUUUGAUGGUUAUAUCCUCAAAAGUUCGUUGUGGGACGAGUUGGUGGCGCCACAGGCAGAUGCCGCAGCAAAGCCAACAGCUGGCAAAACCACACAGCAAGUAAUACCCGAGUAA